AUGGCUCCAUCAGAGUUUUUUGUCCUAGUAUAUUACAAUGGACAUGUUGAGAGGACAAACAUAGAAGGUGUUGUCUUUGCAUGCGCAAAUACAUCAUUGAUAAAAGUGAAAAAAAAUAUCAAACUUGAUGGACUUAUCAAAUGUAUCCAAGCAAAGAUUCAACCAGACAACUCACAGAGGGUGGUAGAUGUUAUUUACCGAUACCUUAUAACUCUUGCGCUAGGACAUGUUCGAUAUGAAUCGUUAAAUCUCUUAGGAGAUGAUGACGUGCAUAUGAUGUUUGGCAUGUUCAUUGCAAGUAAAUGCCUUGGUAUUUCAACAAUUGAAAUUUAUGCACAGUUAGUAGAUGAUCCUAGAGACGACACACAAGUAAGUUUACCUUCUUCAUAUCCCAACUCCAUUCCAUGUUCAUACCAUUUUAUUGAAACACAAAUCCACCAUCAGUCCAUAGCCUCAUCGUCACAACACCCAUCAACAUCCACCCAUGAUAUUGACCUUAACACACCGUACGAUGGUCCUAUUAGUGUUGUAGCUGGUGUCCACAAUGAAGAAGUCGGCGAUUUUAGUGAGAAUGAGGAUGACAUUCUUGCUGAAGUUGUUGUCGAUGACGAUGACGAUGAUCAGGAACCCGUAGUAGAAUGUCCAUCUACUACAAUUUUUUUCUCUGACCCCCUAUCACAUUUUCGCAACAUUACCACCGACAACAUGAAUUACGUUGACAAUGAAUUUGUCAACUCUAUGUCCAAAAAUCAAUCUUACCUUGUUCCAGAUCCUGACAAUCUUCAAGUGGGGAUGACAUUUCCCACAAAAGAUGUGGCAAUGCAGUGUGUAAAAGAAUAUCAUAUGCACAAUUCUACGAGCUUCGUCGUUGCACAUUAUGAUAGCACUAGAUGGAUUGUCCAUUAUCCCACAAUAUUAGUUUCAGUAUUGAUUGCACAUAUACGACCUCAGUACACAUAUACCACUACUUAUAGAAAGACAUGGAUUGCAAAACAAAAGGUCAUUGAGAGAAUAUACGGCAAUUGGGAGGAAUCACAUAAAGAGCUUCCAAGGUGGAUUCUUGCUUUUAAACAUUAUCUUCCAUGUAUUGUUACCGAUAUUGAAGUGGGACCCUUUAUUGAGGAUGGCCAACGAGUUCCUAGCAAAGCUGUCUUUCAUCGUCUCUUUUGGAGUUUCCAACCAUGUAUCAUAGGAUUUGAUCAUUGUAAACCAGUUGUUUUAGUUGAUGGAACAUGGUUAUAUGGGAAGUAUCGUGAGACCUUACUAAUGGCAAUCGCUCAGGAUGGUGAUGGUCAUACCAUUCCUAUAGCAUACGCCAUUGUUGAGGGUGAACCAUCAGAUGGUUGGUUUUUCUUCCUCAGUCGUCUACGAAUGUUUGUCACACCUCAACCCAACCUCUGCUUGAUUUCAGAUAGACAUGAGUCGAUUAAAAGUGUUGUUAGGCGUGUAAACAACAAUUGGCAUCAUGUCUUUUGCGUUCGACAUAUAUCACAAAACUUCAUGAGGACCUUCAAAAAUGGGCUAAUGAAAGAUCUUGUAACCAGCAUGGGAUACGCUAUGACUCAACCAAACAUCACAUACUUUAGAAGACAAAUCAAUGAUUGGGGUCAAGAUGCAGUGAAAUGGCUCGACGAUAUUCCAAAGGAACAAUGGCUACAAGCAUAUCAUGAAGGUAGACGUUGGGGACACAUGGCAACUAACCUUUCUGAGUGCAUGAACAAUGUAUUAAAGGGGACACGCAAUCUUCCAAUCAGUUCUUUAGUGCAAGCAACAUACUAUAGAGUGACUACAAAAUUUGAAGAAAGAGGAACACAUGCCCAAGCAAUGAUGACAUCAAGUUUGAUUUACUCAAAUACAAUCAUUCAAAAUCUUAACAAGGAACGAGCAAUGUCAAAUUCCCAUGAAGUUGUUAUUCACAAUCGAGCUCAUAGUAUAUUUACAGUUAAGGAGUUGGUUCGUCCACCAAGUGGUCGUCCUGUAGGGACAUUCAAGGUAGACCUCGACAAAAGAUGGUGCGAUUGUGGUGAAUUUCAAGCAUUACAUUAUCCAUGUUCACAUGUCAUUGCCGCUUGUUCGUUUAUUCACCAUGACUACAUGAUGUAUGUGUCUUCUAAGUAUACAUUGCAAUGUAUCUUUGACGUUUACAAAGAAGAGUUCCCAGCAAUUCCUCUUCAAUCAUAUUGGCCAGAAUACAAUGGAAUAGAGUUAUGCCACAAUCCAGCCAUGAAAAGAGAUCCAAAAGGUCGUCCACAGUCUACUCGUAUUCAUACUGAAAUGGAUCAACGAGAGAAAAACACCCCCCCCAAGAGAUGUGGUUUGUGUCGGAACGAGAGACAUAGCAAGAAUAAAUGCCCUUAUCGUACUGAUGCUUCUAAUAGAAAUUAG
This is a messenger RNA of Cicer arietinum (chickpea), 2385 nucleotides long. The record is from RefSeq and is a predicted model, not a curated record. Lineage: Eukaryota; Viridiplantae; Streptophyta; Magnoliopsida; Fabales; Fabaceae.